AUGGAGGUUGGACAGGCGCCCGAUAUUACCGGGACAGAGCAGGGCAAGGACGGCCCUGGGGAGCAGAGGCCCCCGUGUUCCCCGUCCCCCGUGGGCUGCCCAUCCCCGCGGGGCCCCAUGGCUGCGGAAGUGCCGUUGGAACCCGUGGUGGUACGUGGAGAGCGGCCCAGCCCGUCACUGCCCACCCACGUUCUCCCAAGAGUUCGGGAGCCCCAGAGGAGGGUGGCCUUGGGGGGGUCGCUGUGUGGGAUAUGGAUUGUGGACCUCCCAAAGUAUAGCAGUUCGUGCUCUCAGCAGCCCCUGCCUUGCCAGGACAGCGUGUCCUUCGAAGAUGUGACCAUGUCCUUCUCUUGGGAGGAGUGGAAUCUUCUUGAUGAGGCUCAGAGACACCUGUACUUCUCUGUGAUGUUGGAGAACCUGGCCCGCAUGUCGUCCCUGGGUCGCUCCUUAGAAGUGAAGCAUGACGGGACACCUUCUGAGCCAAGCAUAUCUGUGGCAUUGUCGCAGGUCCGGGACCUGCUCUCCAGGUUCAGCUCUCCAGAAUGUAUUUUUCACUCGGCUCAGCACCAUGGGACACACAGCAGGAAGAAGCCGUACACAUACAAGGCACAGCCAUACCUCACAGCAGGGUUACAGCAUCACCAGCAGCAUGUCAGAGAGCUGCCAUUCGGAAGCUGUGUGGAAGACUCAUGUACAAUCCGCGUGUCAGGGAAACCUUUCACCUGCAAAGAAAUUGCCAAGGGCUUCUCACCCAGUGUGGUGUUCCCUCAUCAACAAGACUGUCCCACAGGAAAGAACCCAACCAGUGGUGACAAGUGUGGGGUGGCCUUGCACAGUGGAAAGUCAUCAUGCUGGGGAAAAUGUAAGAAAGCUUUCAGCCACAUCAGCACACUUGUUCAGGACCAGAGAGUCCUCAUCAGGGAAGGGCUUUUUGAGUGCCACAAGUGUGGAAAAGCCUGUACAUGAAGGUGUAACCUCAUCCAGCACCAGAAAGUGCACAGUGAGGUCAGGCCUUACAGCGAGUGUGGAAAGUGUUUUACCUACUACUCCAGCUUCGUGAUACACUGGAGAGUCCACACUGGAGAGAGGCCUUACUCGUGAAGUGAGUGUGGGAAGGGCUUCGGUCAGAUCUACAGCCUCAACAGCCACCAGAAAGUUCACAUUGGAGAAAGACGUUACAAGUGCAGAGAAUGUGGGAAAUUCUUUACCAAAGAUCCAACCUCAUUCAGCACCAACCAUGCUGGAGAAAGGCCUUACGAGUGCAGAGGAUGUGGGAAGUCCUUUAGCCAAAACUUUAGGCUCAUCUACCACCAGCGCAUCCACACUGGAGAAAGGCCUCAUCAGUGCUGUGAGUGUGGAAAAGCCUUUAGCCGCAACUCCAGCCUCAUCCACCACCAGAGACUCCACAUGCAGUGCAGUAAAUGUGGGAAGUCUUUUAAGCAAAGCUCCAGCUUCAGUUCGCAUUGGAAAGUCCACAUGGGGAAAAAGCCCUAUGCGUGUAGGGAAUGAGGGAAGUCCUUCAGCCAUAGCUCUAACCUUAAGACCCACCAGAGAGUUCACACUGAGGAAAGGCCCAUGGAGUGCAGGGAGUGUGGAAAGUCUUUUAGCUGCAAAUCUAACCUUAUCAAACACCUGAGGAUUCACACUGGAGAAAGGCCUUACCAGUGCACUGACUGCGGAAAGUGCUUCAGCCAGAGCUCCAGCCUUAUUCAGCACCGGCAGCUGGACACUCAAAAGCCCUACCAGCGCUGUGACUGUGGGAAAGGCUUCGCCUGCAGGUCUGUCCUCACUCAAUGCCGGAGAGUCCACACUGGAGUAAAGCAUUAGCUUUCCUAGUGUCAUAACGCCAGAUGAGACCAUGUGGGAGAACCGCCCACCCCAGACUGAAGUUCCAGGCACUCAGAGGCUUUAAGAAGAGGUUGCCCCUUCUAACCUGUGCAGUCCCUUGCCAUUCUAGGCAGAGCCAUUUUACUGCCAUCUCCACCAAGGGCACACAGUGUGACAUCAUCACUGUCACAUGUCGGGGAAAAUGACCUGCCUUUUUGCCGCUUGCUGACCAUCAUGCAAUCCCAUUCAUGAAAUAGGACAUGAACUUGACCCAGUCUGAUACCUGUGACCCCAGAGGAAGUAUGUGGGGGCAGCCUAGCCAGAAUUGAUUUCAUGAACUUGUUAGUCUCAGGACAGUCUCCAAGUCACUGACUGGAAAUUGCUUAACUCAAGGUCUCUUAGUUGUUUUUGUUUUUGGGUUUUUUUUUUGUCAGUU
This is a messenger RNA of Dipodomys ordii (Ord's kangaroo rat), 2263 nucleotides long. It is a transcript of the gene Znf211, whose product is annotated as zinc finger protein 211. The record is from RefSeq and is a predicted model, not a curated record. Gene Ontology annotation, biological process: regulation of DNA-templated transcription. NCBI's taxonomy places the organism in Eukaryota, Metazoa, Chordata, Mammalia, Rodentia, Heteromyidae.